Messenger RNA from Arctia plantaginis, 2964 nucleotides. NCBI's taxonomy places the organism in Eukaryota, Metazoa, Arthropoda, Insecta, Lepidoptera, Erebidae. The record is from the annotation of a GenBank genome assembly.
AUGGCGGGCGCCAGGUGCGCGCCCAGCGCCGCCAGCGCCUCCAGCAGCGCGGCGGGGCGGCGCGCCGAGGCGUGGCGGCACAGCUGCAGCUGCGCGCUCAGCGCCCCGGCCGUGCGCGUCGCCGCGGGCAAGGCGGGCGCCAGGUGCGCGCCCAGCGCCGCCAGCGCCUCCAGCAGCGCGGCGCGCCGAGGCGUGGCGGCACAGCUGCAGCUGCGCGCUCACCGCCCCGGCCGUGCGCGUCGCGUACGUGGCGGGGGCCCCUUGCUCAGAGAGGAGGGGAGCGACUCACCUGUGCGCGUAGAGGCCGAGCGCGUGGUGCAGCGCGGGCAUGACGGGCGCCAGGUGCGCGCCCAGCGCCGCCAGCGCCUCCAGCAGCGCGGCGGGGCGGCGCGCCGAGGCGUGGCGGCACAGCUGCAGCUGCGCGCUCAGCGCCCCAGCCGUGCGCGUCGCGUACGUGGCGGGGGCCCCUUGCUCAGAGAGGAGGGGAGCGACUCACCUGUGCGCGUAGAGGCCGAGCGCGUGGUGCAGCGCGGGCAUGGCGGGCGCCAGGUGCGCGCCCAGCGCCGCCAGCGCCUCCAGCAGCGCGGCGGGGCGGCGCGCCGAGGCGUGGCGGCACAGCUGCAGCUGCGCGCUCAGCGCCCCGGCCGUGCGCGUCGCGUACGUGGCGGGGGCCCCUUGCUCAGAGAGGAGGGGAGCGACUCACCUGUGCGCGUAGAGGCCGAGCGCGUGGUGCAGCGCGGGCAUGGCGGGCGCCAGGUGGGCAUGGCGGGCGCCAGGUGCGCGCCCAGCGCCGCCAGCGCCUCCAGCAGCGCGGCGGGGCGGCGCGCCGAGGCGUGGCGGCACAGCUGCAGCUGCGCGCUCACCGCCCCGGCCGUGCGCGUCGCGUACCGCGGGCAUGGCGGGCGCCAGGUGCGCGCCCAGCGCCGCCAGCGCCUCCAGCAGCGCGGCGGGGCGGCGCGCCGAGGCGUGGCGGCACAGCUGCAGCUGCGCGCUCACCGCCCCGGCCGUGCGCGUCGCGUACGUGGCGGGGGCCCCUUGCUCAGAGAGGAGGGGAGCGACUCACCUGUGCGCGUAGAGGCCGAGCGCGUGGUGCAGCGCGGGCAUGGCGGGCGCCAGGUGCGCGCCCAGCGCCGCCAGCGCCUCCAGCAGCGCGGCGGGGCGGCGCGCCGAGGCGUGGCGGCACAGCUGCAGCUGCGCGCUCACCGCCCCGGCCGUGCGCGUCGCGUACGUGGCGGGGGCCCCUUGCUCAGAGAGGAGGGGAGCGACUCACCUGUGCGCGUAGAGGCCGAGCGCGUGGUGCAGCGCGGGCAUGGCGGGCGCCAGGUGCGCGCCCAGCGCCGCCAGCGCCUCCAGCAGCGCGGCGGGGCGGCGCGCCGAGGCGUGGCGGCACAGCUGCAGCUGCGCGCUCACCGCCCCGGCCGUGCGCGUCGCGUACGUGGCGGGGGCCCCUUGCUCAGAGAGGAGGGGAGCGACUCACCUGUGCGCGUAGAGGCCGAGCGCGUGGUGCAGCGCGGGCAUGGCGGGCGCCAGGUGCGCGCCCAGCGCCGCCAGCGCCUCCAGCAGCGCGGCGGGGCGGCGCGCCGAGGCGUGGCGGCACAGCUGCAGCUGCGCGCUCACCGCCCCGGCCGUGCGCGUCGCGUACGUGGCGGGGGCCCCUUGCUCAGAGAGGAGGGGAGCGACUCACCUGUGCGCGUAGAGGCCGAGCGCGUGGUGCAGCGCGGGCAUGGCGGGCGCCAGGUGCGCGCCCAGCGCCGCCAGCGCCUCCAGCAGCGCGGCGGGGCGGCGCGCCGAGGCGUGGCGGCACAGCUGCAGCUGCGCGCUCACCGCCCCGGCCGUGCGCGUCGCGUACGUGGCGGGGGCCCCUUGCUCAGAGAGGAGGGGAGCGACUCACCUGUGCGCGUAGAGGCCGAGCGCGUGGUGCAGCGCGGGCAUGGCGGGCGCCAGGUGCGCGCCCAGCGCCGCCAGCGCCUCCAGCAGCGCGGCGGGGCGGCGCGCCGAGGCGUGGCGGCACAGCUGCAGCUGCGCGCUCACCGCCCCGGCCGUGCGCGUCGCGUACGUGGCGGGGGCCCCUUGCUCAGAGAGGAGGGGAGCGACUCACCUGUGCGCGUAGAGGCCGAGCGCGUGGUGCAGCGCGGGCAUGGCGGGCGAGAGGUGCGCGCCCAGCGCCGCCAGCGCCUCCAGCAGCGCGGCGGGGCGGCGCGCCGAGGCGUGGCGGCACAGCUGCAGCUGCGCGCUCACCGCCCCGGCCGUGCGCGUCGCGUACGUGGCGGGGGCCCCUUGCUCAGAGAGGAGGGGAGCGACUCACCUGUGCGCGUAGAGGCCGAGCGCGUGGUGCAGCGCGGGCAUGGCGGGCGCCAGGUGCGCGCCCAGCGCCGCCAGCGCCUCCAGCAGCGCGGCGGGGCGGCGCGCCGAGGCGUGGCGGCACAGCUGCAGCUGCGCGCUCACCGCCCCGGCCGUGCGCGUCGCGUACGUGGCGGGGGCCCCUUGCUCAGAGAGGAGGGGAGCGACUCACCUGUGCGCGUAGAGGCCGAGCGCGUGGUGCAGCGCGGGCAUGGCGGGCGCCAGGUGCGCGCCCAGCGCCGCCAGCGCCUCCAGCAGCGCGGCGGGGCGGCGCGCCGAGGCGUGGCGGCACAGCUGCAGCUGCGCGCUCACCGCCCCGGCCGUGCGCGUCGCGUACGUGGCGGGGGCCCCUUGCUCAGAGAGGAGGGGAGCGACUCACCUGUGCGCGUAGAGGCCGAGCGCGUGGUGCAGCGCGGGCAUGGCGGGCGCCAGGUGCGCGCCCAGCGCCGCCAGCGCCUCCAGCAGCGCGGCGGGGCGGCGCGCCGAGGCGUGGCGGCACAGCUGCAGCUGCGCGCUCACCGCCCCGGCCGUGCGCGUCGCGUACGUGGCGGGGGACGCCUUGCUCAGUUGCACCUACGGUCACAUUCCUUAUAUAUUGAACUUUGUUUAUUCCUUUCUAUCUAA